Messenger RNA from Lachancea mirantina, 1515 nucleotides. NCBI's taxonomy places the organism in Eukaryota, Fungi, Ascomycota, Saccharomycetes, Saccharomycetales, Saccharomycetaceae. The record is from the annotation of a GenBank genome assembly.
AUGUCAUUGUUCAAAGAAAUCCAAUUGCCCUCCGGUAAGUCAUACAAACAACCUUUGGGACUUUUCAUCGAUAACGAGUUCAUUAAAGCUUCUGGUAAUGAAAGCAUUGAUUCGUACAAUCCAGCGACCGGUGAAGUGAUUGCCUCGGUCAUGGCUGCCGACGCGGGUGCGGACGUUGACAAAGCCGUGGCAGCUGCCCGUAAGGCCUUUCCAGGAUGGAGAGAUACGCCUGCGACAGAAAAACGAGACUUGUUGCUUAAGCUUGCCGCUCUCGUAGAGGAAAACGUCGAAAUAUUGGCAGAGGUUGAAUCUCUGGACACCGGGAAACCUGUGGCUCAAAAUGCCAAAUACGAUAUUCUGGAACUCGUUGAGGUUCUCAAGUACUACGCCGGUUGGGUGGACAAAUCGACGGGCCAGUCGUUCGUGCCCAACGCCAAAAAGCUAACCUACACUCUACACCAGCCUCUGGGCGUUGUGGGUUGCAUUAUUCCUUUCAAUUACCCACUUGCGAUGAUGUCGUGGAAAUGGACCGCCAUUGCCACAGGGAACACGGCUGUAUUCAAAAGCGCAGAACAGACGCCGCUAUCGAUCUUAUAUUUUGCCAAUUUGGUCAAGGAAGCUGGCUUCCCACCAGGCGUUUUCAACGCUAUUAGUGGCACCGGCGCGCUGGUUGGCAACGCACUCGCGUCUCACCUGGGUGUUGACAAGAUUGCGUUUACCGGUAGUACCGCGGUAGGCCAGGUAGUUCAAAAAACCGCUGCGGUCAAUUUGAAGCCGUUGACCCUAGAGUGUGGUGGUAAAUCGCCUAUUGUGAUCUUCGACGACGCAGAAUUCGACCAAGCCGUGAAAUGGACCGCGUGGGGGAUUUUCAACAACAUGGGUCAGAUCUGUUCCGGAACGUCGCGGUGUUUGGUGCAAGACUCGAUUUAUGAUAAGUUUUUGACCGCGUUGCAACAGCAUGUCCGCGAGACAUACGUUGUGGGCAGCCCAGACGAUUCUAGAGUCUUGGUUGGGCCUCAGGUCUCGAAGAAACAACAAGAACGUGUUCAGAGCUACAUUAAAAGUGCAGUCGACGAAGGCUGUCGUGUCGUUCUUGGUGGUGAGGGAUUGCCAGACGUUAUUGCCAGCUCAUCUACCCAUAAAAAUGGCUACUACGUCAAGCCCACAAUUUUGGGUGACGUGACGCCUCAACACAGAGUAUUCAACGAAGAGGUGUUUGGACCCGUGAUCACCGUUACCAAGUUUUCCACAUACGCAGAAGCUUUGAAAUUGGCUAACCAGACAGAAUACGGACUUGGAUCUUCCGUAUUCACGCAAAACAUCGUUCGCGCUCAUAAGUUCGCGGCAGAGAUCGAGGCGGGUAUGUGCUGGAUAAACUCCUCUAAUGAUGUAGACAUCAACAGUCCUUUUGGAGGUGUGAAGAUGAGCGGUUACGGUCGCGAGUUGGGUGAAUACGGUCUGGCAAAUUUCACAAAUGUGAAAUCUGUUCAAUUGAACUUAGGCAACAAGUUGUAG